Ochotona curzoniae (black-lipped pika) is the source of this 1998-nucleotide messenger RNA. It is a transcript of the gene GPR18, whose product is annotated as G protein-coupled receptor 18. The transcript is spliced from 2 exons. Gene Ontology annotation, cellular component: membrane. Gene Ontology annotation, molecular function: G protein-coupled receptor activity. The record is from RefSeq and is a predicted model, not a curated record. Gene Ontology annotation, biological process: phospholipase C-activating G protein-coupled receptor signaling pathway; positive regulation of Rho protein signal transduction. Bases 305 to 1300 code for a protein of 331 amino acids. NCBI's taxonomy places the organism in Eukaryota, Metazoa, Chordata, Mammalia, Lagomorpha, Ochotonidae.
ACAAGCUCAGAGAGGCUUAUUUCAGCAAGCACGUCCUCAAAGAGAGAGGCAGCAGCAAAAGCCAGCGGGCGAAAAGCCUGCAGCAAGCUCUACACUCCAACCACUCUGAACGCAACAGGCGAGCUGAAGACGAGCACAGGAGCGCUGGAAUCGACCCUGUCCAGAAACAGGCAUCUUCACGCAAGCAGCACUGAGGAGCUUCCUCUCACAGAACUGAGCACACUGGAAAAUGUUUAUCCCGAAGACAGCCUUUUGAUCGACAGGAGGCAGUUUCUAAGUAUCAUGCGUACCAACAAGCUAUAAGAUGAGCACAUCAAACAAUCCAGUCCAGCCGGCCCCUUCUAACCACUCAUAUCCACACGAAUACAAGAUCGCAGCCCUUGUCUUCUACAGCUGCAUCUUUAUAAUCGGGUUCUUUGUCAACAUCACGGCAUUGUGGGUAUUCAGUUGCACCACCAAGAAGCGAACCUCUGUAACCAUCUACAUGAUGAAUGUGGCAUUGUUGGACUUACUAUUUAUAAUGAGCUUACCUUUUCAAAUGUUUUACUACGCGCAAGAGGAGUGGCCCUUUGGAGAACACUUCUGCCACAUUCUCGGGGCUCUCACAGUGUUUUACCCGAGCAUCGCUCUAUGGCUAUUCGCUCUAAUUAGUGCCGACAGAUACAUGGCCAUCAUACAGCCGAAAUAUGCCAAAGACCUCAAGAACACAUGCAAAGCGGCGCUGGCAUGUGCGGGCGUCUGGAUUAUGACUGGGACAACCACUGUCCCCCUGCUCCUGCUCUACCAGGACCCUGACAAGGCCUCCAACCCCCCCACCUGCCAGAAGAUCUUAGACAUCAUCCACUUAAAAGCCGUUAAUAUGCUGAACUUCACACGACUCAUUUUUUUCUUCUUGAUUCCCUUGUUUAUCAUGAUUGGGUGCUACCUAGUCAUCAUUCACAGUCUCCUGCACGGUCGGACAUCUAGGCUGAAACCCAAAGUCAAGGAGAAGUCCAUUCGGAUCAUCCUCACGCUCCUGGUUCAGGUGCUUGUCUGUUUCGUGCCCUUCCACAUCUGCUUUGCCUUCCUGAUGCUGGAUGGGGAAGAAGGGAGGUACAACCCCUGGGGGGCCUUCAGCACCUUCCUCAUGAACCUCAGCACCUGUCUGGACGUGAUUCUCUACUACAUCGUUUCAAAACAAUUUCAGGCUCGAGUCAUCAGUGUCAUGCUGUACCGUAACUACCUUCGGAGCGUGCGCAGAAAAAGCUUCCGCAACAGCAGUCUACGCUCACUAAGCAACAUAAACAGUGAAAUGCUAUGAAUGAUAGCAGGGGAUUUUUUUCCUUCAAUUUCUUUAAAAUAUGUUAUUAACAAUAAAAAAAAUCUAAAAAUAUAUAUAUAUACUUUACUAUCCAGAGUAAGGGCAUGUUCUAUAUAUUAUCAAUUUCCUAGUCUCUGGGGGGAAAAAACUUUAGAAACUCUGGUACAAUCAUGGUAUUGUGACCAUAUAAUUAAACACUCUGAGGAUUCCUUAAAUUUAUUAUUUUGCUUAACCAACCGAUGUGUAUUUAACAGUUCAGUCUUACCUAUGCAGAUAAUUGACAUAACUUUUUGGAUUAAACCCAUGUGCAAAUGACUCAUGUGUUAAGUCAGUAGCAGGAAAAAUCUACCUGCUAUGCAGAAUACUAUAGCCUACACCAUUUUUCAUCUAGAUGAAGUACCUUCACUUCUGAUUUACAUUCAGGAUUGCAGAUCUAAAUCUAAUACCUCAGGUUCUAAGCACGAGUCACUGCUUGCAACUGCUGCAGAGCAAGCCACCCUGAGGGCAGCAAGCAGCCAAGGGAAGGAGACUGGAAAGGACCCCAUUAAGCCAAUCCUCCCUUGCUCUGAAUUCCCUUUUUAGAGCAGACUAUAGCCAUUAAGUAAAUACUUCCUGAGAGCCUGUUUUGUACCAAAUCCAAUGCAGAGAGAUAACUUACGUAUCUGACAUAAAAAUUUCAGUAUACACAGUACAAUGAU